CACGCUGGCGCUGCCCGUUCGGCGCCAGUGACGGGCAGCACCAGUGCCCGGCGGUGGUCAUCAACCUAACACGACACCUGCGGGUGCAGUUCCCGGCAGGCAGCCAGGGUGUUUCUGUGAUCGUUUGGACGUGCGUCUCACUGUCUCAACACCGCGUGUUGUCGCCUUUUCGACGUAUUCGGUGUGGCAUCGUGAACCGUCUGUCCACAGUUCCAACAAGCACACAGUAAUGCGAAACGAAUCGACCUCAUGGUAUCGGCGAAGUCUGAACAGCCACUGGUGGGACUGGAGGCCAUCUCGGACCGCUUCGCGAUGUUCCUGCGUGGGGUCCGGGGUGGCUUCUGCAACGCAACAAAGGUGCAGCGCCACAUGCCGGCGCUCCAUCUCCUGCGGCCAGAGCUGCUCCCAGGCCGUCGUGCGGAGAACAUGAUGAUGCCGAACAUCAUGGCGGCCCUCUCCGGCCCCCAGCUGGCCAUGGAGGGGCCAGACGGCUGGCUGCAAGCCCAACAGCGAGCCCGCAAGAUGACAGCCGGCACGCGAAAAUCUUCGAUCCGCUGCGUGUCCCUGCUCAUCACCUACUGCGCAAUAGACUGCGAAAAUCUUGGUCUGCAGGCGUGGCUGCCGCGCAUGCCGGCCGUGCAGGAGCGGCUGACGGCAUGGCAGCGCUCGAUGAAACGUGACGAUUGGGAGCAGCGCCGGCACCACGAAACCCAGGCGGCACGCUUCGUCGACGUGCAAGUCGAGCAGUGCUUCCUGAGCUCCGAGUACGUCGCCGCGCUGACGGAGUGCCCCUGCGCCGGCUCACCAAAAACUACAAGUUCAAAACAGCGGCCAGCGCUACCCUAG
Messenger RNA from Pollicipes pollicipes, 846 nucleotides. RefSeq lists its product as uncharacterized. The record is from RefSeq and is a predicted model, not a curated record. The transcript is spliced from 5 exons. Lineage: Eukaryota; Metazoa; Arthropoda; Thecostraca; Pollicipedomorpha; Pollicipedidae. Bases 250 to 846 code for a protein of 198 amino acids.